Messenger RNA from Durio zibethinus, 2386 nucleotides. RefSeq names its product cyclin-D1-1-like. The record is from RefSeq and is a predicted model, not a curated record. Lineage: Eukaryota; Viridiplantae; Streptophyta; Magnoliopsida; Malvales; Malvaceae.
UCGACUGCACCUUACCCAACCCAGCCAUCCCCAAAAGGAACGCAAAAUUCAAAAAACAAAAAAAAACCUCCUCAGAUAUUUAUAUCCCAAACUUACCGAUAGAAUAGAACUACUAUCAAAUACCACAAGCAAAACUCCAGUGCCAAGAACCAUUCCUCUUUCUCUCCUUCUCCUUCUUCUCCUCCUCCUCCUCCUCCUCCUCCUCCCUAUCCCACGCACACGCACCGCACUCGCACACGCGCACCCAUUUUUAAAACAUUUCCCUUGCUUUGUUUCAUCGAGAUUACUAGAUCAACGGAGGAUAUGGGCAUAGAAUGAGGAAGAAUCAACGGCUUAGAUAGCCGUCAUCGUCAUCGUUAGUAUCAUCAAAACCACUAUCGAUAUGUCGGUAUCGUGCUCUGAUCGCUUCACUGACUUACUCUGCGGUGAGGAUUCCGACGAAGUAUUCUCCGGUGAAUCGCCGGCGUGUUCGUCAGAGCUGGACUCUUCGGCGUCUUGCAUCGAGGAAUCCUCCAUCGCUGGCUUCAUUGAAGAUGAAAGGAACUUCGUCCCCGGAUUCGAUUACCUGGCUCGGUUUCAGUCUCAGUCUCUUGACGCGUCGGCUCGAGAAGAAUCCGUUGCAUGGAUUCUCAAGGUACAAGCAUACUAUAAUUUCCAGCCUUUGACGGCGUAUCUUUCCGUUAACUACAUGGAUCGGUUUUUGUAUUCCCGCCGGUUGCCGCAAACUAGUGGGUGGCCAUUGCAACUUUUAUCCGUUGCUUGCUUGUCGUUAGCAGCCAAGAUGGAGGAACCUCUUGUUCCAUCUCUUUUAGAUCUUCAGGUAGAGGGUGCCAAAUAUAUUUUUGAACCAAAAACAAUUCGCAGAAUGGAACUGCUUGUGCUCACAGUUUUAGAUUGGAGGCUGCGAUCAGUAACACCAUUCAGUUUCAUUGGUUUCUUUGCAUGCAAGCUCGAUCCAACGGGAACAUUUUUCGGUUUUCUGAUUUCAAGGGCAACGGAUAUCAUUUUAUCCAAUAUCAAAGAGGCCAGCUUCCUAGAGUAUUGGCCUUCAAGCAUUGCUGCUUCAGCGAUACUUUGUGCAGCCAAUGAAAUUCCACACUUGUCUCUUGUUAAUCCUGAGCAUGCUGAGUCAUGGUGUGAUGGACUAAGCAAAGAGAAAAUCCUUAGUUGCUACCGGUUAAUGCAAGAACUUUUGCUUGACAAUGCCAGGAGGAAACUACCAAAGAUCUUACCACAGCUUCGAGUUACAAUCCGGGCUAGAAUGAGGUCCAGUGAGUCGUCAUCCUCAUCUUCCUCAUCACCUUCUUAUAAAAGAAGAAAACUAAAUAACUGCUUGUGGGUAGAUGAUGACAAAGGAAACUCCGAGUAAGGGAAGCAGGGAAAUAAUAAAGAAAAAAAAAAAAAAGGAAAAAUGGUGGCCCAAGUUGUCUAGAAACCUCAAAUUUUUUUUUUUUUUUUUUGGGGAGGGGGAGGGCUUUGAGAGUAAAUUGACCUGAGUGAUGUAGAUUAUCUAGUAUAUAAAUGUAUGUAUGAAAGAAUUUGGUGAGUUUGGAGAUUUAUUAGUUUUUUCGAUGGUGGGCAAUGCCAUUCAUUAAUGGCUUUGCAGAUUCCCAAGGGAGUGGGGAGUUGUUAUAAAUAUUUUUGUGUGAGAAAGUUAGGGGAAAAAGGCCAUGUUUAUGUCUAAUAUAGUGGGAGUGAUGAGGUGUGGAAGAAGUGGCGGGGGGGAGGGAGUUGAAUUUCAAUGCCUGCAUUGAUUAUUGAAUGAAUGGAGAGGGGAAGGAGGUGGCGGGUCUCCUAGGCACAGAGUUUAGAGCCUUAGGAGGGAAAGGACAGAAAAUCCUGAGAUAGGUUGGCGGAUUUGAGGAUGGAACGGUGAGGUUUGAGCUGCGUUCAUUGAGAAGAUGGAUUAAAGUCAAGCUUCGCAUCUAUCCAGGCCACUGUCAUUGCUUCAACAUCUGCUUGCUUUUCUCUAUUCAAUAUUUGGCUACGCACAAAUACAAAGAUGAAAAAGGAAAAAUAAAUAUGGCUCCAUUAUUUUUUUAAACUUCAGUAUUUUUUUUUGAGUCGUUUGUGUGCGCACGCAUUCGGCAUGUGUGGCACGCACGUGUGUAUGUGUGCUUUUUUGGCGGGAAAUGCCUCCUCUUCUAUUGGCCUUGGCCUUUGGCCUAACCUAUACAAUGGUGUUCAUGCGUGUGAUGGUGACACGUGUGCAUACUUUUUUUUCGGCUCUUUAUUUUUUCAUUUUUUAUUUCCUCAGAGGAGAAAGAAAACCUCUCUCAUGGCCAGAGUUUGGCCUAAACAUAUACGAAGGUCUUUGGGGCCUUUCAAGCGUGUUGUGUUUGAUUCGUGAAUAAAUAAAUAAUCGGAUUAUUUCGUUAUAUAACUA